UAUCCAUACAUUUCUGGUUAUAUCAAAUAGCAGAAAAUUGGUACGGCUUCGACUAAAACUUUAAGAACUGAGGUUUCGCACUUGAAGCAAAGUGUGCAUGAGCUGGGCCUUGAACUCCUCGCUGACUUUUGAAUGUGACCCAUCAUGGACUUAAUGUUUCGCCUAGCGAAGUUUUUGAGAUAAGUUGAGGCAGUGUUUCUUUGUUUUUGACCUCCUACAAAAGAAAAGAACGUGAAAUGGAUUGAGAAAAAAAUUUGUAGUCUGAUAGACUGCCAAUUGGAAUGGUGAUGAUAGACUCAUGACAUAUGCCGCCAAGAUGCCAUAAAACCAAAAACACACGUGGGAGAACCCUUGCUACACUCACGCCACGUUAUCUUCAUGCAGCAACCUUGACCUUCCUCUAUAGACACUCGUCUCUCCUCCCACUUUCCGCACCAAGAAACUGAGAAAUCCAAGUGUUGCAGUCUUCCCUUUUAUUAUCAAUCUGAAAAACCAUGCCUGGAAUCACCCUUGAAGAUACUGUGCCCAACCUUAAAGUUGAAACCACCCACGGAAAGAUCAAGCUUCAUGACUAUUUUAAGAAUGGCUGGACCAUCAUUUUCUCUCAUGCUGCUGAUUUCACACUAGUAUGCAGUACGGAACUAGGCAAGAUGGCGGCUUUCCCGCCGGAGUUUGAAAAACGAGGGGCAAAGCUUUUGGCUCUCUCUUGUGACGAUGUGCAGUUGCACAACGAGCGGAUCAAGGACGUUGAAACCUACCAACCUGGGUGCAAGGUGACAUACCCAAUCGUAGCAGAUCCCAAUAGAGAGAUCAUCAAGCAACUUAACAUGGUGGACUCAGAUGACAAAGACUUUUCAGGGAACCAGCUUCCAUCUCGAGCUCUGCAUAUCGUGGGCUCCGGUAACAAGAUCAAGAUGAGCUUUCUAUAUCCAUCAACCACUGGCCGCAACAUGGAUGAAGUGUUGAGGGCCCUGGACUCCCUGUUGAAGGCAUCAAAGUACAAGGUUGCCACACCAGCGACCUGGAAACCAGAUGAUCCUGUGGUGAUCUCUCCUUCUGUGACCAACGAGGAAGCCAAAGAAAUGUUCCCUCAAGGUUUUGAGACUAAAAAGCUUCCAUCCGGGUUGGAAUACCCGCAUUUCACUCGUGUCUGAUGGUCGGAAGACUUGUAUUUCCAAGGAUCCAAUAAGUAUGUAGAAGGCAAACAUGUAUUACAUAUCCAGCACUAUAUGGUUUCUAAAAU
Durio zibethinus is the source of this 1243-nucleotide messenger RNA. The record is from RefSeq and is a predicted model, not a curated record. NCBI's taxonomy places the organism in Eukaryota, Viridiplantae, Streptophyta, Magnoliopsida, Malvales, Malvaceae.